This is a messenger RNA of Schizophyllum commune H4-8, 1610 nucleotides long. RefSeq lists its product as uncharacterized. The record is from RefSeq and is a predicted model, not a curated record. The coding region runs from base 266 to 1402 and encodes 378 amino acids. Lineage: Eukaryota; Fungi; Basidiomycota; Agaricomycetes; Agaricales; Schizophyllaceae. The transcript is spliced from 3 exons.
CGUCCUGAUGAAUAUUCCUUUUUUCCUGCACCCUGUCAAGGAUGGGAAUUCAGCAGUCCGUAUUAUGUCCCGACACAAGCGAGGGGCCCCUCCGAAGUCGCCGAACGAGAGGGAUGUCCAACGCCGGCGCUGCCUAGAUCGAGGAGGCGGUGUUCCAUGACCGCUGUAAGCCCCACGGGGGCCAUAUCAUGCUUCAAGUGCCCGUGUUGCGCCCCGUCAUUACCCUCCGUCUUGACCGUAAACAUCCAUCUUGUCUCUUCCUUCGAUGUCCGUCCGCUCGCGUCCUCCGUCACGAUCGUACUCCCCGUCGCAGGAUCGCGCGUCGUUCGCGCAGGAGCGUGCAUCCUUCGCGACAGACGACCGCGCCUCGUUCUCGCCACCAGACCGCUCAUCCUUCUCGUCACAAAGCCGCCCGUACUCCCCAUCCCAACCGCCCCCGUAUCCCCCUCCGCAAGUCCGCGCGUAUUCCCCUUCGCCGGCCCGCGCCUCGUCCCCUGCGCGCAGCUCGAAGGGCGGCUACUCCGACUGCAAGGGCGGCUACCUCGACUUCGACGACGAGAGCACAUAUGCGCCCUCCACGUUCCGCGGCUCAUGGCACAAACCCUCGAGAUCCGUCGCGGACCUCGACUCCCUCAUCCGCGACGAGGAGUCGCUGGCGAGCUUGCCGAAUCCCCGCCUCCUCUCCCGCGAAGUAGAACGAAUCGUCGGCGACGACAACGCGCCACACACGACCGAGAUCGACACCAUCCCGUGCGCGGGCCUCCGCAUCAUGCACGGCCCGCUCAAGGGCCUAUUUGCGUGGCGCCUCGUUGUGCGGGUGGACCAUUCGUUAAGUACAGGUGCCGGCGAUGGUUUGGGAGCAGGCUCUAGUAACGGCGCUGGCACGGGCUUCGACUCAAACAGCAUGACCGCCAGCUCGCGCCGGACGAGCACGAGCACGGUGUGGUCAAGUAGCUCGGCGAGGUCAAGGAACACUGUGCGGUCAAGCAGCGCGAACACGGACACGCCGCCCGACGCCAUCGUCGCGAACUUCGUUCUCGACACCGCAUCUCCGUACACGCGGGUCUCGCCGGAGACUUUGCUUGCGCUGGGGUGCGCGGGCGGCAUGCGCCCCGGACAGAUCGCCGCGGUGACGGUGCAGGGCGUCCGGACGGCGUGCGUGGUCGGGCAACCGGGGGAGGCCAAUAGUAUCGGGGCGCCGUUCAUUGUGGAUGGCUCCCUGACGUUCUACUUUGACCAUCGGUUGGAUGCGCCGGUGUUGUAUGUCGACGACGAAAACCGGAAGCCGGACGUAUCGGGCAUACCGCGGACGAUCGCGCGCACGUUCCAUCGCAGUAUAAUGCGCGUUGUUAACCAUUUGCAUAUGCGGUCGAUGUCGUUGUCGCCGCUCAGGGGUACUUGACGGAUCCUUAGGGGGUAUGAGGAGGUGGUGAGCGACCCAGGAUCAGAUUUUCCUGGCCUUGUCGCAGCAUCUUUAGGCGAUUGAGAGGUCAUUUUCAGCGUUGCACAUCGACUUGACCCUCUUGUGCUUUUCCUUUCGGCUUUCACGUGCUGUACGGUUCGUUUUGAUCUAUCUAUUUGAAUAUCAAUGCAAUUAGCCUAUGCGACUU